CAGAGCUGCUAGGGGCGCAUGUCUGCAGCAAAGGCAGACAAGGAGCGUCUGUCUGAUGAAUGGAAAGCCAGACGGGCUCUGCUGUAGACUGCGGUGAUCGGAUAACCUGUUGAAUUGCAGCUGUCAGUCAGCUCCGAGCCUUCCAGGCAACACAGCCAGCAAAAAUCACUUAACACGAGAAACAGCGCGUUGCCACUAUAAGAACAAAAAGUCGCUUUACGGUUUUGCAGCUGAUGGUUAUUCCCAGAGAUGCGCUGUUGCCAGCCAGGGAGGUGGAGACACCUUGCCACCCCCUCCUCCGUCCUUGACUGAAAGCACCAACUAAUUUUUGCACAAGGGAGACUCUUGAAGCACUCCCAGAGCCCUAGAAAUGGAGACUUCCGAAGACUAUCGUACUAGUAACGGCAAAUGCUCUCCUGGUAAGGAGAACUCGAGAAUGUUGGCGGAUAUAUCAGCACCUAAUGGAGAGACAGUUCCUCAGGGUCCUAAUUCCCCUGGUGAACUGACAAUUAAGCAAGAAGAAGAAAUCAUGGACGAGUCUGACAACAGAAGUCCAGCAGUGGAAGAAAUAGGCCAAACAGGGGAAGAAGGAGUAGCACUAGAGGAAUCCAUGAGUGGCAGCCCAAGCAACGUACAGGAUGGGUUAUCUGGGCCAAAUGUGACAGCCGAAUCAGGAAAUCGAUCAAACGGAGACAGGCCGUUCCAGUGCAACCAGUGUGGUGUGUCGUUCACCCAGAAGGGAAACCUGCUACGACACAUCAAACUCCAUACAGGUGAAAAACCCUUCAAAUGCCCCUUCUGCAGCUACGCCUGCCGGAGGCGCGAUGCCCUCACUGGUCAUUUGCGCACUCAUGCUGUCGGCAAACCGCACAAGUGUAACUACUGUGGGCGGAGUUACAAACAGCGGACAUCUUUAGAGGAACAUAAAGAGCGUUGCCAUGGUUACCUGCAGGGUAUCGGCUUGGAUCCUAAUGUCAACAGUGGGCCUUACACAGGUGACGUUCCAAAAGAGCCAAGGCCCAUGCCAGAGCCCACCAUGGCCACCUUUGAUCGGCCACCUGUUAUUGAAAGACUGCAUAGCAAUGUAGGCAAGAGGAAGAGCACCACACCUCAGAAAUUUGUGGGUGAAAAGAUGCCUCGCUAUAGCUAUCCUGAUAUGAGCUAUGACAUGGCUGUUAAGUAUGAGAAGCAGUCUGAAAUGAUGCCUCCCCACAUGAUGGACCAGGCUAUCAACAAUGCCAUCACAUACCUGGGAUCAGACACCCUACGCCCCAUGCUCCACCAUCCAGGUCCUCCACUUUCUAUGGCUGAGGUGGUGCCUAUUGUGAACCCACUCUUCCCCCAUGUCCUGCCACUGAGCCAACGAACAGAACGUUCAGGAAACUGUGACACACUACCAACACAGCCGCCUCAGCCCCAUGAGUUCCCCGGUCAUCCCACCUCAAAUGGCCCCACUGGUUUAACAAGGCCAGGUAAGCAUCCCCAACAAGGGCAAGAGGAGUCACCCAGCAACAGUGGUGUUGAAUCUGCUGACUCAGCUCGCAGCAGCCCUCAGGAAAGGCAGGGAUACCAUGGCAGCAAUGCCCCCGUGGGCCUCAGGUCUCGUGGCAGUCCAGCAGUGGUCUUUUCAGGUGAGCGGAUGAGAGAUGCAUCACCUAGAAGUGGGGCAGGAUUCGGGGUUGGGAUAAUGCGACUGGCAACAGAGAGGCCUGUGAGCCAGGAAGGGAUACGGGUGUUUGGACGGGAGGGCCAGGAAUUAAGGGCCUUCCAGUGUGAGCACUGUCGAGUGCUCUUCCUGGACCAUGUCAUGUACACCAUCCACAUGGGUUGCCACGGAUACAGAGAUCCACUGGAGUGCAACAUCUGUGGUCACCGGAGCAAGGACCGCUAUGAGUUCUCCUCUCACAUAGUACGGGGUGAACACACCUUCCAGUAAGAGGAUGGGUAGAAAAUUGAGGGAUAGACAAAGAAGUGAAAGGAGCAAUACCCUGAUAUCCGUCCUUAUCUCCUCUGAGACUGCAUUGUUGAAUGGCAUUGUAGACAAGUGUAGCACAAUCACAGACUUUCUUUUUAAGCUACUUAUUGCGAAUCUGAACAGUUUAACAAUCACAUGAAGGUAUGGGCCAAAGACACAUUUUGUACUAUUUAAUUGCGAUUAAUGUAAAGGAAGGACUUUUUUUUUCUCAAAAUCUUACUAGAUUCUAUAUUAGAGCAGCUGUCAAAGGGCAUUGACAAGUGUUUUUCUUUUUUUCAUUUUAGUCUAUUCUGAAGUAUAUUCUUUUGUGUUUUCCCUCUCAUCAUGCUUUUAACCGUUUUCAUUCUGAAGACAUAAUGCAUGCAUAUAGAUGGUAUAUUAGAACUUGUUUCUGCCCUGUGGGCUCAGUGUGGUUGAUAAAAAUCAGUUUCAGAUUACUAGACAAACGUCAAGGCUGCAGGUGGUGUAUAAUGUCACUAAAAAACAUCACUAUGUUCGACAAAAUAGUAGCACUUAUUCAUUAUUGUACUUAUAAAAAAUUUGAUCAUUGAUGCUAUCAGAUGUUAGUAAAUAUACUGAAUGCAUUCUGGUUCUAUUCUCAGUGGGUAUGCAAGUGCAUUGCUGCCUAGAUUUAGAAAAUGCUAUUAGCCCCCAUAAAUAUAUACACCACCUUAUCACAUUUUGUAAUUCAGAGUAAAUUGUCUUGCAUAUCAUUAUAAACAAUGAUAAACAAUGUGAUUUCCUGUGCAAAAGCUCAGGAGAGUCUUUUAGUUAUUGCUAUCUGCCUAUCUGAUAAUGAGCAGUUGAAAAUAUUGAAGGCAUUAUUAUUGUAUUAUGUUACUUUAACUCUCUGCAAAUGGUGCAUGUUUUAGCUUACCAUAUCAUACCACCCAUGUUUUUCCAUCUCUCAGGGGCUUGUAAAGCAUUUGUGAACCAUUAGCGCAGAUAAAGAAAACCACCAACUUCCUGUUGGUGGCUUGUCUAUUUUGUAAUUUUAAAAUCCUGCCAAAUAAAAAAGAGACUAUCUAAAGCAACAUAUGAAAACGACUUUAGGGCAGUGUUUAAGCUGGUAAACAUAGUUGAAAUAUCUUGAUUGGGGAAAAAAAGUGUUCUCCUCUGUUUAAGAGAAAAACAUGUUGAAAAGCACAAUGUCUAAUGUGUUCUUGAGGUUGCUUAACAGAGCACUGGAAACACAAUGAAUUAUCUCAAAUAUUUAUCUAAGACAAAUUUCAGUUUGUCUUACAUUUUGAAAUGAUCCUAUUUAUAGUUCAUGAAACUGAAAUUGUUGCUUAUAUUGAGACAUAUUUUUCUCUGUUAUAAUCAGUCACCAUUUAAAUGCAAGAGGACAUAAGAAAAAUCACUCUGAAAGUUAAACAUAAAAACUGUUGCCUAGUCAUUCUUGUUGUAUCUGUGACUUUUAAAAGUUCAGUUGAGGGCGUCUUUUUUCAAUUGUUUUCUUUCUCUACACUUUCAGGGUAAGAUGUCCAAAUACCUUUUUAAUUUCCUUUGUACUUCUGCGGAAUACUACUGUGUCCUGUUGACUCAGACAUUGUGUUGCUUACAGUUUGAGUGCACUGCUAUAUUCUUAAACUUUGAGUAUAAAAAAAAACAACUGUCAGAAAUGUUGUCCACAUGGACAAAAAAAGCAUGAUGGUGGUAUAGAAGCCCUUAACAAUCUUGAAGUCAUUUAACUACCUGGCUGCAGUAUGAUUCUUUAUGGCAGUGGAUACCAAAGUGACAGCACUGGAUGUUCUCUAUUGUACCUCACUUUGUGCUUUACUGUAUGCCUUUCCUUUUGAUCUAAUCCACUUUUUGAAUUCAUUGGGAUGGUCUGUCUGUCUGUGCAUGUGUAAUAUAUUCUUUCAUCCUGUUUGUAGACAUGACUAAUAUGGGGAAGUGUAUUUUUUUCUAAGGCUAAAUUCCUAAAAUUGUCAUGUGAUAAUAUGGUAUUAUCGACCUGAUCUUGUUUGUUUAAGGCUGCCCCUUCUCCGCUCCUCAUAAGCCCCAUCUCCCACACAGAUACACACUAAUGUCUGUUCCUCUUCCUCAUUUUCUGAAUGUUACUCUUUGCAUCGCCAUAAUGUCACCAAGUUCAUGUAUGACCUUUUACAAAGGGGACCACGAAAGAGACAGCAUGAGCAGGAGGCGGAGUUAAAGAAGCGUACCACGUACUACUACUCUGAAGGCUCUUCUGAUAGUUGUAGCAUCCCAAAUCUAUAGAGUAGGAGUAUUACAACCUCCAUCAUUUAGCAGUACAUUGUCAAAGCCAGUUCUUUCAAAGUUACUGUCUCUGCUGUGAAAGGACUCCGAUAAGACUGUGCUUGGUACAGUUGUUCAUGCACUUUAUGUCUCUUUAAAGCAGAAAUGUCAAAUGUUUUCUAGUUUUAAUUUUUAAGUGUUGUGACUGUUUCAAACGAUCAUUGUCAGAACAAAAGUUAGACUUUUGUUUGAGGGAAAAAUCUUGAGCAGGACACUGGAAAUUAGGACUGUGUCGGUUUUUGCUCUGCUGCCUGAUGAACAUGUACUUUUUUUAAUGGACUCACAAAACCGUUGGCAUUAUGAGUUUUAAACAUGUAUUGUCUAACAUUAUGAGCAGGCUAUUAUGCUCUAAGGCUAAACUCAGUGAACUUUUCUUUUUGUUCAGUAUCUACUCGUAAUCAAAAGGCAGCUUUUUCUCUGUUUACAUGUUGCUUCUUUUCAUGCGCAAAUGGUGCCCAGCUUGCAUAAAACCUUACUAUUUGUAAAGUUUUGGCACUAGAAAUUGUUUACAUCUUGCAGCUGUGAUAUUGACUCUGUACAUUCCUCUGUCAUAUUAUUCCUAGAUUUUUUUUCUAAAAAAAGAAAAAAGAAAAAAAGGAGUCAGUUUAUUUAUCCUGUGAUAAAAUCUGUGUUAAGGAUCCCUUGGUUUUCUCUCCUUAUCCCAGGACAGAACAGAGCUUAAACUAAAUGUAGGAUAAUAUAUUACAGGGUUUUUUGUUGUUGUUGUUUUAUUUUUGUUUUUUUAGUUACUCUUUAGUUACUUACUCUCCAGGUUAUAUUUAGUAACAUCCUUUGGGGUACAGGUAUAUCACAGUUCCAACUAUUUACUUAUCUGUUGACAGAUUCUUGACUUACUCUUUUUCCUUUACUGAAGCAGCCAUAUAAACAAACAAACAAAAAAAACAAACCAUAACAAAAAAAAAGUGUCUUCUGUCAGCUUUCCUAGUGAGUGAGGACUUUACUUGAACGAUUAUUGCUAUUGUUACAGAUCGGGGGGAAUGUUUUUGUACAGUGUGGUAAAUGUCUAUUUUUCUGCUGAAAUGUUGCAAAUAGUUUUGUGAAUUUUGUGUGUGUUUUUUUUAUUUAAAAAUGUUUACAAAAAAUGUA
Pundamilia nyererei is the source of this 5341-nucleotide messenger RNA. RefSeq names its product IKAROS family zinc finger 2 (gene ikzf2). Gene Ontology annotation, molecular function: RNA polymerase II cis-regulatory region sequence-specific DNA binding; DNA-binding transcription factor activity. Lineage: Eukaryota; Metazoa; Chordata; Actinopteri; Cichliformes; Cichlidae. The coding region runs from base 371 to 1936 and encodes 521 amino acids. Gene Ontology annotation, biological process: regulation of transcription by RNA polymerase II. The transcript has 9 exons. The record is from RefSeq and is a predicted model, not a curated record.